This is a messenger RNA of Pestalotiopsis fici W106-1, 414 nucleotides long. RefSeq lists its product as uncharacterized. The coding region runs from base 1 to 414 and encodes 137 amino acids. Lineage: Eukaryota; Fungi; Ascomycota; Sordariomycetes; Amphisphaeriales; Sporocadaceae. The record is from RefSeq and is a predicted model, not a curated record. The transcript has a single exon.
AUGUAUCGAGAAAUCAAAAUCACAGUGACACCCGAGAAAAGACCCCUCGGAGGCCUAGUCGGCACCCCAAGCCCCAAGCGCCGCAAGUUGUCCAACGAUGCAUCGCUAACGGAGCUGCCGCUUACCCCAACUAAGCGAUCCGGACUCUUGCCGACCUUGGCUGAAUCGGCAGCCGUCUACACGCCGAAGCUUCCCCUCGCCGGCCCCGGCUCCGGCCCCUCCACGAGGGCUCAGCACAACGCAACAGAUGGCGCGAAAAGAAUUUCGCCAAUGCAGCUGGAAUUUGAUCUCAAAGAUUGUCUUUCUCCCAAAGGUUUGACAGGUGCAUUAAAGUCGCCUCCCACUUCACCAACUCGUAAAAAGCCUGUGCCGAAUAACGACAAGAACAUGGCGGCAACCACAUUUCCGCGUUGA